AUGACCUCCUCAGCGCUCCCCUCAAACGGCGAGCUCGUCAAUAUUGGCACGCAUUCUUUGGCGCUUUACACUCAUGGCCCAGCUCCAACCAGCCCAAAUGAUCCCGUCGCGAUAUUUAUAUCAGGCGUCGCUAGCGAUGCUCUAAACUGGCAAGCGGUGGUUCGCCUUCUCGGUACAUCGGUACGAAACUACACCUACGACCGCUCUGGGUUUCGCAAUUCAGACGCCUCGCCGCUCGCCCCCUCGGCGGAAAAUGUGGCUUUGGAGCUCUCUCUUCUCAUUGAAAAGGCCCCCAUUCCGAACCCUUUGAUCCUGGUCGGGCACUCGUGGGCCGGCGUGCUCAUACACGAGUACAUUGCCCUCAAGGGCACAGACCAAAUCGCCGGUCUUGUGCUCGUGGACGCCAACCAUGAGACGUCGCCACUGGUCAUGAACGUAAAUGAUCCGAUUCUCUGGAAUGUCAUCGCCGCAAAUGUGGACCCCUACAUUGGCUGGGGCUUGGAGACAAAUCACAAGUUUACGCAGGCAGAGUGGGAUGCGUUCAAGGUUGUGAAAACAAAGGAUAAACACAAGCUGGCUGUCCAAAAAGAGGAUGAGAACUACAUGCCAAGUUUCGAGAAACUGCGGGAAAAGCAACUGAGUAAGAAGCAGCCGCUUCUCGGAAACAAACCAGUCUACGUGAUUGGGGGUACGCGAAGCAGAGAUUGGAGUGGUUUGUAUAACGCGGGUGUAGCAAUUGAAAACGGAACCGAGGAGGAGAGGAGCUAUGUAAGAGAGCUGAUCAAGACGAUCGAUGCGAAGAAUGAGGGUAUCAUGAAGGAGUUCUUAAAACUCUCCACAAGGAGUGAGCUUGUCUUUGCUACUGAGAGUGGCCACUUUGUGCAAAUCACUCAGCCGGAAAUCGUCGUUGGUGGGAUAGAAUGGGCCAUCGGUAACCUUUCAUAA
Molecule: messenger RNA, 945 nt
Organism: Pestalotiopsis fici W106-1
Lineage: Eukaryota; Fungi; Ascomycota; Sordariomycetes; Amphisphaeriales; Sporocadaceae
Exons: 1
Coding region: 1-945 (314 amino acids)
Source: RefSeq, a predicted model, not a curated record